CUCUCUCUCUCUCUCAUUUGCUUUCUUCUCAAGCAAAAGAGAAAGAAAAUGGGUGCUCUUGAUUACCUCUCCAACUUUUGCACUGUCACCAGCACAAGGAGCAAGCGCAAACCAAUGCAGACCGUUGAAAUUAAAGUCAAAAUGGAUUGUGAUGGCUGUGAGAGGAGAGUUAAAAAUGCAGUUACUUCCAUGAAAGGUGUAAAAUCUGUGGAGGUGAACCGAAAGCAACACCGGGUAACAGUCAGUGGCUAUGUGGAACCAAAUAAGGUGUUGAAGAGAGUAAAGAGUACUGGCAAGAGAGCUGAAUUUUGGCCUUACAUUCCCCAACAUCUAGUAUACUAUCCUUAUGCAUCUGGAGCCUAUGACAAAAGGGCACCAUCCGGCUACGUCAGAAACGUUGUGCAAGCUGCUUUACCGGCUUCGAAUGGCGCGCCUGAGGAGAACAUUGUCUCAUUAUUCAGUGAUGAUAAUGUGAAUGCAUGUUCCAUCAUGUAA
Molecule: messenger RNA, 495 nt
Organism: Juglans microcarpa x Juglans regia
Lineage: Eukaryota; Viridiplantae; Streptophyta; Magnoliopsida; Fagales; Juglandaceae
Product: heavy metal-associated isoprenylated plant protein 21
Exons: 3
Coding region: 49-495 (148 amino acids)
Molecular function (GO): metal ion binding
Source: RefSeq, a predicted model, not a curated record